Oncorhynchus nerka (sockeye salmon) is the source of this 905-nucleotide messenger RNA. Its product is annotated as carbonic anhydrase 1-like. Bases 90 to 872 code for a protein of 260 amino acids. The transcript is spliced from 7 exons. The record is from RefSeq and is a predicted model, not a curated record. Gene Ontology annotation, molecular function: zinc ion binding; carbonate dehydratase activity. Gene Ontology annotation, biological process: carbon dioxide transport; regulation of pH. Lineage: Eukaryota; Metazoa; Chordata; Actinopteri; Salmoniformes; Salmonidae.
GUGGAGAACACUGGCUGUUUGCACUCGGGAGCGACGCAAUUUUGGGAGAUUUACAGCAAUAGAUACCCAGAAAUACCCAAAUAGUAACAAUGUCUCAUGCAUGGGGAUACGCACCGGACAAUGGACCCGACAAAUGGUGUGAAGGCUUCCCAAUUGCCAACGGACCCCGCCAGUCUCCCAUUGACAUCGUACCUGGGGAGGCUGCCUUCGACGCAGCCUUGAAGGCGCUCACUUUGAAGUACGACCCUUCCACCUCCAUUGACAUUCUCAACAACGGACAUUCCUUUCAAGUGACCUACACCGACGACAACGACAACUCAACUCUGACAGGGGGGCCCAUUUCAGGGACGUACAGGCUAAAGCAGUUCCACUUCCACUGGGGCGCCAGCGACGACAGGGGUUCUGAGCAUACCGUGGCCGGGACCAAGUAUGCUGCCGAGCUCCACCUGGUACACUGGAACACCAAGUACCCCAGCUUUGGUGAUGCUGCUAGCAAGUCUGAUGGCCUUGCUGUUGUAGGAGUCUUCCUCCGGAUUGGAAAUGAAAAUGCCAAUCUUCAGAAGGUCCUUGAUGCUUUUGAUGCCAUUAAAGCCAAGGGCAAGCAGACCUCUUUCGGGAAUUUUGACCCCACCAUCCUGCUCCCCAAGUCCCUAGACUACUGGACUUACGACGGCUCCCUGACCACACCUCCUCUGCUGGAGAGUGUCACCUGGAUCGUCUGCAAGGAGUCAAUCAGCGUCAGCCCUGCCCAGAUGGGCAAAUUCCGGUGCCUGCUUUUCUCUGGAGAGGGCGAGGCCGCCUGCUGCAUGGUGGACAACUACCGCCCCCCUCAGCCCCUCAAGGGCCGCGCUGUGCGUGCAUCCUUCAAAUAAAUCCCCCUGCCCCCCAAUCCCCUCCCCUGCUUA